Cokeromyces recurvatus is the source of this 1012-nucleotide messenger RNA. RefSeq lists its product as uncharacterized. NCBI's taxonomy places the organism in Eukaryota, Fungi, Mucoromycota, Mucoromycetes, Mucorales, Mucoraceae. The coding region runs from base 252 to 902 and encodes 216 amino acids. The transcript is spliced from 3 exons. The record is from RefSeq and is a predicted model, not a curated record.
GCAUUAAGGGCAUAUCCUUAAAAAAAUACGAUGAUAUAUACAAGGCCCAAACUCCUCAAAAUGACAAAAGCAAUUUGAUUAAGUCCCUAACUUCCAAGACGUUUUAGUCUAUUCCCAAAUCCUGGAUUGCACUGGUGAUUCAUAAGGAUUGAUGCUCAGAACCUAACCGGAAUUUUCCCAGAUGCUAAACAAAAAAAAAGCAAGCUAAUGAAUCAUCUCCUUUCGAUCAUAAACAAAGAUGCUUCUAUCAAAUGUUUGACUUUAAGAAGCUGGGCAUUCAAAGUUGUGAAAAGCUUCAAGUACUGCCUGAACAAAAAGGAAAGAUGUUUCUCAAUGGAUUGUAUACUGAUGGCUACACGUGCAGAGUUGUAUUUGCUAGAAAAGUGCUUCUGUUAUCACCAGAAGACAAUAUCUGUCUAGAGUUGAACGAUUUUACAAACGAAGAGGUGGACAAGCAUUUCCGUCCAUGUACUGUAGACCCAGGAAGACGGGAUCCUUUUGUCUCUUAUCACGGUGGCACUGACAUCCGUCGCUUGUCCUCAAUCGAAUAUUACAAUAUGGGUGGAAGUGUAAGACGAAUGAAAGAGCAACAGAAGCGCAAACAGAGACUAGGUAUUGAAAAGAUUGAAACAGACAUUCCUUCGCCUAAAACUGCGUCUGUGGAACAAUUUGUUUUGUACAUAACUUACAUGCUGCAGCACAUGAAUACUUUGCUUAAUUUCUACGGCUUUGAAACUUUCAAGAUUAAACGGUUGAACUACCUUAGUUCCCAAAAAACCAUCCAAGAAAGUGUCAAUAUCUUAAUAAAUGGUGGAAAGAACAGAAACAACAAAGCCUGUUUUGAAAAGGGAAACAGCAGCAAGAUGCCUCUGGUGGUCUUUGGUGACGGACUAAAAAAAUAAGGAUCAUAUCAAGUUCAAAGGUCUCCGUCAUGGCGUAUCUAACAAAAUAUAUCAACAAAUAAAAACAAGGCAAAGGCUCGGAGAACUCUUGCUAUUAGACAUCAACGAAU